AUGAUAGGAUCCUUUCUUACCUGGGCGCUUGCGAUGGUCUUUGGCUAUGCUUAUCCAGCUUAUGAAUGCUAUAAAGCGGUUGAAAAGAAUAAGCCGGAAAUUGAACAACUUCGCUUUUGGUGCCAGUAUUGGAUUUUGGUGGCUGUUUUGACAGUAUGUGAGAGGGUUGGUGAUACUUUUAUAUCAUGGGUCCCAAUGUAUAGUGAAGCUAAGUUGGCAUUUUUCAUAUUUCUUUGGUACCCCAAAACUAAGGGAACAACGUAUGUGUAUGACUCCUUCUUCAGACCAUAUGUUGCAAAACAUGAGACAGAAAUUGAUCGCAACUUGUUGGAACUGAGGACAAGGGCAGGGGACAUUGCAGUUUUGUAUUGGCAAAGAGCUUUCAGUUAUGGUCAGACUAGAAUAUAUGACAUUUUGCAAUUUGUUGCAGCACAAUCGACUCCAGCACCUCGUCCUGCUCAGCAACGCCCAGGUGUGAGGGUCCGUCAACAAGCAACUGCAAAUCGCCAACCAGCUGUUGCAACAGAACCACAAGUUGAGGAACCUCCAUCUCCUACCUCUAGCACAUCUUCGAGUCAACUCCAGAGGGAAGUAGCAGAGGAAUUGGAUUCUCCAAAAGCUCCUAAAGCAGCCACAUCUGCAACAGGUUUAAGUAACCAGAAGACUCCUUUAGCAGGCUUAAGUGGUCAGAAAUCUGGUGGACCCGGUUUGAGUAAUCAGAAGUCUGGGGGAGCUGGUUUGAGUACGCAGAAGUCUGGAGGAGCUGGUUUGAGUACUCAGAAAUCUGCUGGACCUGGUUUGAGUACUCAAAAGUCUAAUGUUGCGCCUGAAACAAGCAUCCAAUCUGCACCAGCAGAGGCAGAGCCCAAACAGAUUGAAGUAGCAGCAGUACCGUCUUCGUCCUCUUCAGUAGAUGAAAAUGGGAAUCCUCCUACUCCUACAAAAGAGACCGUAAUGGAAGAAAGCAUUCGGGUUACACGUGGCAGACUAAGAAAAACCCGAUCAGCAGGAACUCGCUAG
Messenger RNA from Sphenostylis stenocarpa, 1020 nucleotides. The record is from the annotation of a GenBank genome assembly. NCBI's taxonomy places the organism in Eukaryota, Viridiplantae, Streptophyta, Magnoliopsida, Fabales, Fabaceae.